AUGGCACAAUGGGCAUUGUUCCCGACACAGGAAGAGCCGCUACUGUCCAUUGUGCGGUCGUGGGUCGGGACUCGGGAGCCGAUGCAAAUAUAUUCGAAGCGUCCCGCAAGCCGCCGUCCGACGCGGGCAAGUGGCGCGUGGGCGGCGAGGAGUUCGAGGCGCUCAUGCGGAUGCUGGACAACGCCGGCUUCCGCACCGGGUACAUCUACCGACACCCGCUCGUCAAGAACGACGUGCCCCGACCUAAGAACGAUGUGGAGGUGCCUCCUGCCGUCUCCUCGCUGGGAUACUUGCUGGAGGAGGAAGAGCUAUACAGGCAGGGGUUAG
Messenger RNA from Ostrinia furnacalis (Asian corn borer), 327 nucleotides. RefSeq lists its product as uncharacterized. The record is from RefSeq and is a predicted model, not a curated record. The coding region runs from base 1 to 327 and encodes 108 amino acids. NCBI's taxonomy places the organism in Eukaryota, Metazoa, Arthropoda, Insecta, Lepidoptera, Crambidae. The transcript is spliced from 3 exons.